Ostrea edulis (European flat oyster) is the source of this 2909-nucleotide messenger RNA. RefSeq lists its product as uncharacterized. Lineage: Eukaryota; Metazoa; Mollusca; Bivalvia; Ostreida; Ostreidae. The transcript has 7 exons. The record is from RefSeq and is a predicted model, not a curated record. Bases 1008 to 2735 code for a protein of 575 amino acids.
UGCUACCUUACUUUUCGGGGGAGGGGGUAGGGAAGGGGGAGAGGAUAUCAUAUUAUUAUACUGCAACAUCCAAAGAACCUACCUUCAUCUUCGUCCACAACAUGCAGCGGCCUUUGAAGAUGUUUACUACAGAGUGACGCGUUGACAGAUUGUUUUUAUGACGUCAAAUUACGCCGAAAACCACGUACGUUUACGUUCACGAUCUACGAUUUGUUAGUGAAUCUUCCACAUGAAUUCCAAGAAAUAUACAAAAACAUAAAUGGUACAAUCAUCAAGUUUUGGCCACAAUAAGGUGCCUAACAAAGGGAAUCUUUUACUCAUAAAUGUGCAGACUUACAUUGUAUUUCCAAGUCACCUGUUUGGGUUGCCACAGACAGUGAUGGUAUCACUCUGCCAUCGACUGCAGAAUAUAAAUUUUCCUUCAAGAGAGGAGGAAAUCACCAAACUAUAACAGAAUUUUUAAGAAAGGCACAAUUUCCAAAAGUGCUGGGCUCUGUUCUAGAUGCCACUCUAAUAAAGAGACAGACUCCAUCAGAGAAUGAACCCAGCUAUGUGUGCCGGAAAGGAUUUCAUGCCCUUAAUGUACAAACUGUAGCUGAAGUCACACUUACAUUGGCCGGGAGCUGUUCAUGACAGUUUUGUUUUUGAGAAUUCCAACUUGAAUCAGAUCUUGAGUCUUGGUUGCAGUGGCUGGCUUCUAGGAGAUUCAGGUUAUCUAAUGACGCCAAUCAAUAUACCACGAAAUCAGCAUGCAAUCAACUACAAUAGCGCAGAACUCGUGUUGUAGAAUGGGAAUAUGGUGUACUCAAGUCUCGAUUUAGAUGUUUACAUCUAACUGGUGAGGUAUUGCUGUUCAAGACACAGGAGUGCAUUCACACCAUUGAUGUGUACUUUAAGCUGCAUAAUAAAUUCACCGGGGACAGACUACCCAUGCCAGAUGGAGUAGACCUAGACUGUGUUCGUGACACUGGUGACAAGACAGUUUGCUGGUCUUCACUGCUGCAGAGAUGAUUAAGUUCGCAGUCUCUGCAUUGUUGCUUGUGUUCGUGUCCUGCAAGAGUUACCCGGGUGAGCAGAAAUCAUUUCGCGCACCUGCACUUGACUUACUGACUGGAGGAGUAAGCGAGUUUAAUGUGGACGGAAGGACGUACGGAAGAGAUUUACCGCCACUACUGACAGGAAAAACGAACAUUCCACCUUUGUAUGGUAAUGGGGACCAGUUACUGGGUGACGGUUUUUUAAAUCUUGAAGGAAGUAGUAGUGGGAAUUCCUUUCAAUCUGUAGCUGGAAUCAAUUCAGAAGCUAGUCCUGCUAUUCCGAGUGAUUUUCAGUUCCGGGACAGACAUAGCGGUAUAAAAAGUAGCGGGAUUCCCUUUCAAGGAGACCAUAUACCUGGUAUUUAUCCAGAAACCAAGGGACUUCCAGGGUUUGACGGAUUCUCAAGACAAGAUACAGAUAUAAGUUUUGGUCCAAUCAUCUCCAAUGAUCGUCAAUUUAGGAACAAACAAAACGGUAUAAAAAGUAACGGGAUUUCCUUUCAAUCAGACCAUAUAUCUGGUAUUCAUCCAGAAACCAAGGGAUUCCCAGAAUUUGACGGAUUCACAGGACAGGAAUUUGGUCCAAUUAUCUCGAAAGAUCGUCAUUUGAGGAACAGGAACAACGGUAUCAAAAGUAGCGGAAUUUCCUUUCAUUCAGACCACAGAUCUGGUAUUUAUCCAGAAACCAAGGGACUUCCAGGGUUUGACGGAUUCGCCAGACAAGAUACAGACAUAAGUUUUGGUCCUGCUAUUUCCAGUGAUCGUCCAUUUAGAAACCAACACAGUGGUAUAGAACCUAACCGUCCGCCGUACAUUGCGGGAGGGAACCUGGGGUCUGGCCCGUUUACUGGCAGUGUAAGUGAUAUCACAUACCCUGAGAGUCGCUUAUUGGAUACAGGGAGAAGUAGAGAGAGCAGACCAUGGACUCCAAAGAAGCAUAUUAACAAAGGAGAAGCUCAGAAAAUUGCAUUUCCGCCACAAUCUUUUCCGACAGAACCAAUCAACAACAUCCCUUUUAGCGUCAAUUCCAGAUCAAUUGGGAGAGGAGAAUGGAGAAGAGACAGUGUAGGUCCCGUAGCUCUACCGUACCCAUCUAUAGGAACUCACUCUUCGGGUAUUAAAUAUAGUGGGAUUAAAGCUCAAGCAGAUAUAGAUUUUGGAAGCUCUGGUAUUGCUCAAGGCCGACCUUUCGGUUCAGGAAUCCUAAACAGCAGAAGACCCGCCUUUUUUGGUGGCUCACGUCAGAGAGAAUCCAUCAGAACACCUUAUCCAGUAGAUCACAGAGAAACUAAAUUUGAUACUAGUCUGAUAAACACCCCAAAACAAUCAAAGAAUGAUUUCAAUAGCUUCGGAUUUCCCCAAAGCCAAAUUAUCCAUGGCGAUGAUUUAGUUAGUUUUGGCCGGACCAGCACAAGAAAUGUCCCAGCUAGAAUACAUCGUUCUUUUGAAGGUAUCAGACAAAUAUCCAGUGGAGGAAAAUUUCCCAGUGUUUACCAGCCUGGCAGGACCUCUAUCGCGCAGUUUCAAAGAAUCAACAGCAGACGACCAGGGAACGUCUGGGAGCAAAGCAUUGGAGACAGUGCAUUUGAAAGCAACAUAUUAAAAAGAAAUCCAAGAGUCGGAAAGAUACCGACCGGUGGAAAGCAUUACAGAAUACCAAAGGUAAGGACCGGUAUCAGAAUAUCACUGUUACGGUAAUCCACUUCAUCUACUCACAGUACUCUAAAACCUCUUUUGAAUUUAAGUUUACACAUGCUCUUCUUUAUUUUGCAGGUGCUGUAAAUUGAUCUCAUGUUAUCAACAGAUGAAAAUCCAAAGAAUUAUUGCUUUUGAGUUAUUGAAUUCAAUGAAUAAAACAAAUCCAAUGUUUAA